This is a messenger RNA of Physcomitrium patens, 3257 nucleotides long. RefSeq lists its product as uncharacterized. The record is from RefSeq and is a predicted model, not a curated record. NCBI's taxonomy places the organism in Eukaryota, Viridiplantae, Streptophyta, Bryopsida, Funariales, Funariaceae. Gene Ontology annotation, biological process: regulation of DNA-templated transcription. Gene Ontology annotation, molecular function: DNA-binding transcription factor activity; protein dimerization activity. Gene Ontology annotation, cellular component: nucleus.
UAAGCCUGAAGCUGUUUUUAGCAGACGAGAAAUUAGAGCGCAGUCGAAUUGCGAGUGUGUUUGUACGAAGACUGGGCGUUGUGACUGCGAUUGAGCGGCACGGAAUGGAAUGGGACGGAACGGAGUGAGAUGCGCAGAAGCAUUAAGCCAGCAAAAGCCAGAUCCGAAGCCUAAAACGGAGCAAAAGGGGUGUGAUGAAAGACGGCACACCGUGGCCCCUCGGUUGCAACGCAGGGUUCGCAAAAUUGGAGUCUGCUGCAUCCCAAGGGCGACGCGCAGUCACGGAUUUUGCAAAUGGGAUCAGGCGAAGUGCAAAGGCGGCACACAAAAAGGAAGAAUCCAGCAUGGACAACGGAAAUAUUUGGUGGCGUCUCAGGAAUGGAAGGGGGGGAGGCAGAGUUAUGGCCAGCUUCGCGAUUUCUGCUGAAGGACAAAAUCUAAUCGCCAUUCCUGCUGAUACCCAAACCUCAGAAACAGCUCAGAAAAAGGGGGUUGCGGCUAGUGGGCUGGUUUGGUUGAAGGUUUUUGGAGAUUCCCCAGGGUGGAAUUUAGAAGCUGCGGAGAUGGAUGAGAAGCAGAGAGGGGGCGUGCUUCGACGGGAUGGGACAAACAAUCUGGUGGUCAUGCCGAUUUUUGGAAACGGGAUGCAGGGUGAACUUAAUUAAUGGCCGCGUGUUGCGCCUCGUUUCCAUCCGCCGAUCUUAGCAGUGGACCAACCAACGCGUGCGUCCCUCUGUCUCGUUGACGACCAAACGUAGUGUCCCCAAGCGCCACAUUGCCCUCCUCUGCAACUGGAUAUCCAUCAAGAGGAUCUGGCAACUUGGACGGGAAUUGGAUCGGUGUCUGCUUGUUUAUCGCGUCCCCUCCGGACCCCCCCUACUUCCGCGGCACAGGAUUGCAGUCAACUUUGAGCAGUUUUCAUUCAAGGUGGGGCUGUGCGCGGUCGUCCGGAUUCGACUCAUUUCUGUUACGCUCCGAAAGGUGCAAAUCAACCACGGAUCAGGAGAAUUGUUCGAUUCCGUAGUCAAGCGUCUAAUGAACAUGGAGUGAUUGUGAUGCGAAGUGGGAACCAGCUCGAAAGUUAAUGAAUCGAGAAGUGCAGGAGGCUAGGCGCGUCUAGCUGCUGGAGAUCGGAACUCACUCGGCCUCCAAGGUUCUGUAAGGCAUACGCAUCCUUCCGAGUGAAGUGCAGCGUCUUUGAUCGACCCCAGAAGUUAGGGAAGGAACCUUGUGCAGCUGGUCCUCUUUUGGGCAUGUACGCCAUGGACAAGCUCCGGGCUGCAAUGAGCUAUCCUCACGAUCUUGGACGCACCACGGAUCUCACGAAAGAAGGUUUAGCUCUACAGGAAGGGAGUACUCAGCACUCUCUGCAACAAUUGUCUCAUGAUCCCAGCUUCGCCGAACGCGCAGCCAAGUACUCCACAUUCGGCGCCUCGAACUUUCCCCAAGCGCCCAUAUACUCAUCAGUAUUCGUCACUGGAGAAUUGCGCAGCGUGUUGGAGAAGGAGAGCAAGAUCUCUCGAAGCGCCAACAUUUCAACCGCACUUGGCGCCCUGAGCAACGGAGAUGCUCAGCCUCUACCCGAGGCAAACUUCAGGGACGCUGGUGAUGGUGGCGCCAAUGUUGCCCUGUCCUCGGAGGAAACGAAACUGAAAUUCCACCGAAAUCAGCUCAAUUCUGGAGUCGGAGGCAUUGAGGGAGCCAAAGCGUCCACCAACCAGUCAAACGAGGGAAUAAUCUUCCAAGAGAAUUCUGUCUGCUCACAGCAAGCUCCCACAUUAGCAACGGCUCACCGAAAGCGCAAAGGCAACUCAUCAGCGGAGGGGAAAGACAAGUCCUCAGAGGGUAGUAAGCUUAUGGAAGCAUCCACCGACAACUCCGCACCACUAAAACGACACAAGUCCGAUGGUGAGGAUGUGAGGGCCGUAAAGGCAGAGCAAGCUAGUGCAAGUGAGAAUUCUGGAGACUCGAUUAGCCCUCGGUCGACGUUGAAAGGCGCCACAUCCAAGCGUCCCCAAGACUUCCCCAAGCAAGACUACAUCCAUGUGCGCGCCCGGCGAGGCCAAGCCACUGACAGCCACAGCCUCGCCGAAAGGGUUCGCCGGGAAAAGAUAAGCGAGCGCAUGAAAUUUUUGCAGGAUCUUGUUCCUGGAUGCAGCAAGGUGACAGGGAAGGCCGUCAUGUUGGACGAGAUUAUCAACUACGUGCAAUCCCUCCAGCGCCAGGUCGAGUUUUUGUCCAUGAAGCUGGCUACUGUAAACGUUCCUCGCCUCGAUUACAGCUACGACCUCCUCAGCAAAGAAAUGCCGAUGCAGUCACGGUCUCCUGAGACUACUUUGUUAGGCCCCGACCCGCUUGCGGCACCAUUCGGAGAUCACUCGCAAUGCUCCCCAAUGCAGAGCAUUUCCACUCCCAGUUGCCAUUUUGAGGCUCUGUACUUGCGACGGUCAAUGAGUGUUCCAACAAUGAUGUCGAGGUUUGAUUCCGCUGGUCAUUUCAGUGAUCUUUUCUCCCAGGGUGGGAGUAGGUUAUGUGACGGGGAUUUACAAAGUGUGGUGAAGAUGGGAUUUACUCAAGGAAGACAUGGUGAACUGGAUUCGAGAUCGCAAUUCAGCAAUGGUUAAAUUUGUUCUCGGCAGGCAAAUUGAAGGUGGAGCUGUAGUUAAUUACUGAGGUUGGGAAUUCUGUUGUGACAUUCAUCAAGUGACAAGACGUGGUGAAUGCCAAUGAAUUAUGAACUCUAAAAUUUUCUUUCUGCACCGAUUGUAUAAUACUCUCGAAAGCCCCAAGAGGAAAUUUUUCUAACAUCGAUGACUACAUUUACCACGGGGACUACGUUGUUCUCGAAAGAAUGAGUUGCUGCGACGUUCCCUGCACGGCUCGGAGUGCGAGGAUCAAUACAGUGGAAAGAUGUCAAAACUACAUGGAAUCUCUAAGUUGUGGAGUAUAUCAUCGCCUGCUUAUUCAAUGUAGCGACGACACUAACCAGUAGAGGAAAAUUAACAUCAAUCGUAGGAACUAGCUAUUCUUUGACUCACUGCAUGUUAAAAGAUGAGUCAUUUAGACCUUUGUAGGAGCAGCAUAUAAUUUUUGGACCCUGAUUAUGCUGUUACCGCGCUUAUAUUUUACAUUCCACAUAAGUUGAGAGUGCCGCGCAGACUGCUCAGAUAAUAACGUGUGGCAGGCCCUCUUCUUAUACUAUUAUGCAUCCAUACUUCAUUCAAUAAGACUUCUUUCGAUGAGUUAGCUUCCUAGCA